Messenger RNA from Scheffersomyces coipomensis, 1834 nucleotides. Its product is annotated as S-adenosylmethionine-dependent methyltransferase. Gene Ontology annotation, biological process: negative regulation of gene expression, epigenetic. The coding region runs from base 160 to 1623 and encodes 487 amino acids. The record is from RefSeq and is a predicted model, not a curated record. Lineage: Eukaryota; Fungi; Ascomycota; Pichiomycetes; Serinales; Debaryomycetaceae. Gene Ontology annotation, molecular function: protein binding; histone H4K20 methyltransferase activity. The transcript has a single exon.
CAGUUAAAUCACCAAAUUGGUUUUGUGGUACCAAGUUCAAUGAGCAUACGACAUCAACAAAAUUUUCUUUUGUUUUGCUAAUUCGGUAUUUGAAAACAUGGAGAAAUUAUCCAAUCCAAUCCAAUCAUAUCAUAUCAACUAUUAAGUAUUAACGACCUCAUGACCACUGCUACUACAGAGGAACACAUCACUAAGAAGAUCGAAGUGAUCUCUAUAAAUGACGCUGAUAAUGACGAAGACCCUUUAAGUUCAAGUCCCAUCGUCCCUCAUGAAAGACAAAUCGUCGAUGGGGUGAUAGCGAUUUGGAAACAAGAUCCAAGUACUGAAUCUUUAGGAAUUGGGAAAUUACAUGCAAUAUUAAAGGAUCAACACCCUUCAUGGUCUGUAUCUGAAAAAAGAGUCAAGAGUUUAUUAAAGAAAUUUGGGUUAACUCCAAAUACUAAUAAUGAACAAUUCACUUAUGCUAAUGAUAUUAAAUCUGAAUUAACUGAAGAUAUAGAUUUACCUUCUAAUAUUCAAAUCAUUAUGACCACUAAGAGAGGGAAAGGAAUCUAUGCCAAACAUAAAAUCGCCAAGGGAGAAUUGAUUUGGUCUGAAGAUCCAUUAUUUUUUAUUCCACCAUUAGCAAAUAUUAAUUUAGUUAGAUCAGCUAAAGCAUGUUCAUGUUGCGGGAAAGCAUUAAAAUCAACUAGAAGUGGUCAUGUUUUAAAAGCUUUGGAUUGUAAUGAUUGUCCUGAAGUUUGGUGUUCUCCAUAUUGUAAGAAGAUUGAUGUUAAUUUACAUGGAUUAUUAAAACAUAAUCAUAAAUCAAAAUUAGUUGAUUCAGAAGCAUUUUUUAAAUUACAAGAAUAUUGUUUAGAAGAAAAUUGGAAUGCCUUAUAUGCGAUAACUAUCAUUUAUGCUAAUAUCAUUCAUGAUAAAUCAGGUAUUAAACAAAAACAAUUUAAAGCUAUGGCUAGAGUUUCACAAGAAGUAAGAUAUAAAGCUCUUGAUUCAUCAGCUGGUGCAUUUGAUUCAUUACUGGGAGGUGCAUUAUUUGUUUUAGAACAACAAGAACAAUUAUGGAAACAAGGAUAUCAAAAAUUCAUUAGUGUAUUUCCUACUCAUCAAUCUGAAGUUAAUUAUCAAGAAUUUUUAUAUAUGAUGGGAACUUAUAAUAUUAAUAAUGUUGAUUCAUGUAUAUUUUUAACUCAAUCUCAUUUAAAUCAUAAUUGUGAUCCAAAUACAUCAGUGGAAAUCUCCACUGUAUCAAGAACUGAUGGAUUAAAAGUAUUUGCAGCUAGAGAUAUUAGAGCAGGUGAAGAAUUAACUACUACCUAUGUAAAUCCAAGUCAUACAGUUCAACAAAGACAACGAGAAUUAAGAGUUAAUUGGGGAUUCAUAUGUAAUUGUCAAAAGUGUAAAGAUGAUUUACAAACUCAACAUCGAAGAAAAUCAUCUUCAGGUGCAGCAGCUCAAUUACCCACUCAUCAAUCUGAUGUUCGUAAAAUGUUAGCUGAUGUUAAAGAACAAGUUGGUGAAGAUGGAAUUGAAUUAUCUCAUCCACCCACCGAUUUCAAUGGAGAAAGAAGAAAAUCAGUUCGAUUUGAUGAAAAGAUUAUAUCUGUCCAAGUGCAAGAUUAAACCAGAUCAAUAAAUCUCCCCUAAACUGAUUAAAAAAGACAGUUUAAAGUAUAAAUAGUGUUUAGAAAUGUAAUGUAUAAAAAAAGUGUAACGUUAAUUAAAAAAAAACUAUAAACUAAAACAUCCUUACCUCAAAUGGUACCAUUUAAUUUAUUUAUGCGAACACCGGGGAAAAAUAAUGGAAAAAAAAAAAUAAUUAUAAUUUUUGGUG